This is a messenger RNA of Phytophthora infestans T30-4, 438 nucleotides long. RefSeq lists its product as uncharacterized. Lineage: Eukaryota; Oomycota; Peronosporomycetes; Peronosporales; Peronosporaceae. The record is from RefSeq and is a predicted model, not a curated record. Gene Ontology annotation, molecular function: RNA binding. The transcript has 3 exons. The coding region runs from base 1 to 438 and encodes 145 amino acids.
AUGAGCUAUCGAGAGCGCGAUGACCGCCGGGGCGGUUCCUCGUCCGGCAGAUACGGCGGUGAUCGGUCUCGUGACAGGCCACGUGAGCGAGACUCAUACCGGCAGCAGGAAGAGAGCCAGCCUAAGGCUUCCGGUGCGUGGGAUCCGGCGAAGGAGGCACUGGCCGACCCCACGUGGGCCCGAAUCUACAUCUCGAACCUGCCCGCGGACGUCACGAGCGACGAGCUGCAAGAAAUGUUCGGCGCUAUCGGCGUUGUCGCCCGCGAAAAGCAGAAGCGCGGUUUCAAGGACCAGUGGCCGUUCAAGAUCAAGAUCUACACGGACACUGACGGACAACCCAAGGGCGAUGCCGUUCUCACGUUCGAAGACUCAAACGCGGCUCGCACAGCUCCAGAAUUCUUUAACGACCGACCUGACCGCCGUUCACGCCCAUACUGA